AUGAGCAAGCAGCAGCAGGCAAGGAGAGACGGCGACGACGAUGCUGGGAGCAGAACCCAGCGACUCCCCGAGGAAUGCCUGGCGAUGGCCAUCUGCCUGACCUCCCCAGCCGACGCCUGCCGCGCCGCUGUGGUGUCCGCGGCUUUCCGGUCAGCAGCGGACUCGGACGCCGUGUGGGAGCGGUUCUUGCCGCCGGAUUGCGACGCCAUACAGGAGCGGGCAGUCCACCUCGUGGAUGCCUCCUCCAAGAAGGAGCUCUUCAUGGACCUCAGCGACGAGCACAUCCUGCUUGACGACGGCAAGAUGAGUUUUGGGCUCCAAAGAACAAAUGGCGCCAAAUGCUACAUGCUGUCUCAAACCGAACUGGGAAUUGAUUGGAUCAAUGUAGAUCUUUACUGGAGAAAGAGGUCGGACCCGGAUUCGAGGUUCUCCAAGGUGGCAGAGCUUCUCUCAGUCUGCUGGUUUGGCGUCUCCGGCAGCAUCAGCAGCAAGGAGCUCUCUACUGGUACCCACUACGCCGGCUACCUCGUCUUCAAGCUCACCAACGGCGCCUCCGGCCUCGCCUCCCCAAGCCAGCACUCGCUCGUCAAGGUCAACGGGCAGAUGGUGGGGAAUCUCCACACGGUGUCUCUCCAUCCGUGCGACCGUGCCCAUUGCGGCCUCGGUGACGACAAAACGGUGCCGCACGACCACGAGAAGGAUGACUAUGGAGGCGCCGUCGUUGUCGUCAGGUACCCGCGGCAGAGGGCCGACGGGUGGAUGGAGCUGGAGAUGGGGGACUUCCACACAGGCGACGGUGCACAUACACAGGAGGAUGACAUUAAUGUGAUACUGCGCGAGUACGACGAGCUGCGCUGGAAGAAGGGGCUCAUCGUCGAAGGAAUUGAGAUCAGGCCUAGAAACUAG
Lolium rigidum is the source of this 906-nucleotide messenger RNA. Its product is annotated as putative F-box protein PP2-B2. Gene Ontology annotation, molecular function: protein binding. The transcript has 3 exons. Bases 1 to 906 code for a protein of 301 amino acids. The record is from RefSeq and is a predicted model, not a curated record. NCBI's taxonomy places the organism in Eukaryota, Viridiplantae, Streptophyta, Magnoliopsida, Poales, Poaceae.